AUGCGCGAGAAUGUUAUCACCGUCCACCGUGUUACAACAGCCAUAUACGAGCUCGCACAGUGUAUCUUUUUACAAGCCCUGGAUAACGAGGGGUUUAAUAUCUACAGGUACACGUUCGUCGAGGAUAUCAAGUUCGAGUGCCCACAUCUCACUGGUGCGGCCAAUUUUGCUAAUUACGAGGGGUUUACUACUAUUGAUAAGCCUAGUCUUGCAUGGGGUGUUCCGUCUGUCACAAAGAGCUGGCUCAAAGCGCUGCACAAGGAUAAUAUUUGUCUAGAUAUUGAGAUUCCUGAGAUUCCGCGUCUGAGGGAUCUUAAAGGCAAGAAGAGGAUCAAGGCUGAGAGGGUUGCAUGGUCUAAGAAAGGUUCUAGUGAUGCUGACAAUGGCAACAACAACGACAGCGACAACAACAACGGCAGCAAACUUGCUGAUGGUCUCGCCAAGGCGCAAACAAAUGGUUGGUAUAAGUCUGUUGAGGAGGCCGAGCGCGUGCUUAACCACCCUGGCUCUAGUAUACUUAAUUGCAAGUUAUAUGUCGAGUACAUACUUGAUAAGAGUCGGAAACAUGACGGCAGCAGCUCCAUUGACCCCUUGCACUGCAGGCUCCGCUAUCUUUCCUUUUUUAACAGAAAGCGUGCCGACGUCGAACUUGCAAAAUCUGGACCAGAUGCACCAAUUCGUGACAAGGGGCUGCGGAAAAUGCUAAUAGCUCAGGGAUUCACUGUUUAUUUGAUCGGCGAGUAUUGCACUUCAACGUUUUGUCCGGGGUGCAAGAGCAGGAUGGAGAAGGUUCACAAAAUUUAUAAUCCUCGUCUGAAGAAUCCCAAGCACAAGUACCAUGUUGCAAUGGCAACCGCUGCAUCAUCCAAUUCCGUUGCAGCCGCAACAAGCACCCUUGCUGAUUUUGUUGCAGCAGCAGCCACUGUCAUUUCUGUUGCAACUAAAACUGCCGCCGACGCCGCAUCUAUUAUUGACAGUACGCAGCAGAGUCUCGACCAGUGGAUGCCUAUUCGCCCAGAGUCUACCGAUAUCGUCUGGUAG
Molecule: messenger RNA, 1041 nt
Organism: Kickxella alabastrina
Lineage: Eukaryota; Fungi; Kickxellomycota; Kickxellomycetes; Kickxellales; Kickxellaceae
Exons: 7
Coding region: 1-1041 (346 amino acids)
Source: RefSeq, a predicted model, not a curated record